AUGCCUACUUCGCAUAGUGAAAAUGAGAUAGGGGCAAGCAAUCGCCCAGUCCGGAAGAGGACUAGAACCGGAUGCAUCCAGUGUCGCAAUCGCCGUCGAAAAUGCGAUGGGGCACAACCACGAUGCCGUGGCUGUGAAGUGCGAGGCCAAGUCUGCCAAUGGGGACUCAAGGCUUCAUUCCAUCCCUCACGUACCAUUAGUUUAUCACGUCGUGAAGCUAUCGCACUAUGUGAAUUAGAAGAGGGGCGAGAGUCGAGACCACCUCAGAAUCAGCAAUUCAUAGACGAAACCAGUGAGAUUGUUGAUGCAUACUUAGCACCUAGUCGUCUGUCCUGCAGCCCUGAAUUUCCAGUCCGAAAUGAACCUUCACCUAGCAAUGUCUCUCACGCCUUCUCACAGCCAACUUCCAGAGAGUUCAGCCUCGCUGAUUCUUUCAAUCAGCAUAGCCUACAGGCUUCUGAUGUCCUACAAAGCCCACUAAGUAGUGACCAUUACUUCUCCCCUCCAACGGAGUUACCAGCCUUCAAUUCAGUAUCCGAAACUAUAUCGGCAGAUACCCAAAAUCAUAUUUACCCUUUCUCGCUAGGCCGGGCAAGCUCGAAGCAUGCCACACCACAGCCAGUGCCACGACUCCCAGUCACGGAUGGGGAAAAGCUACAUCUUAUCUCCGCCUAUCUACGGGAGACAGGUACCUGGUGCGAGACAACAGACUCCCAAAUGCACUUCACCGUGAAAAGCAUUCAUGAACUAAUGAAAUCAUCGUCAUUCGUCGCUGCGGCGCUUUCACUCGCCUCCCGCCAGCUAGAUUAUCUCCGGGGGCGGCAGAGGCCCAUGACGUUGGAGCUAUACCAAUAUACCAUUCAGCUGCUCCUUUCCCAGAACCCUGCACAAGCUGACACGUCCAUUCUGGCUACUUGCACUCUUCUCUGCGUGUAUGAAAUGAUGGCAUCGAAAGUCGAAGAAUGGAGACGGCACUUGAAAGGCUGUGCGGGAUUUCUUCGCACCCAAAAAUGGAAUGGAUCUAGUGAAGGCAUUGUGAAGGCGAGCUUCUGGGCCUUCGCCCGUAUUGGUGAGAAGUCUUAUUCACUUCCAACAUGA
Molecule: messenger RNA, 1098 nt
Organism: Penicillium vulpinum
Lineage: Eukaryota; Fungi; Ascomycota; Eurotiomycetes; Eurotiales; Aspergillaceae
Product: Zn(II)2Cys6 transcription factor domain-containing protein
Exons: 3
Coding region: 1-1098 (365 amino acids)
Biological process (GO): positive regulation of transcription by RNA polymerase II
Cellular component (GO): nucleus
Molecular function (GO): transcription cis-regulatory region binding; DNA-binding transcription factor activity, RNA polymerase II-specific; zinc ion binding
Source: RefSeq, a predicted model, not a curated record